GACGAAACGUGUGUGAGGUAUAAAAGCAAGAUAUUAGCUGUCAAAAAAUACGUCGUUCUCGCACCUCUUUUCCUGCGUCCUGAACAACAGCCAGUAUCAUGCGUCUCCACUCUGUGCUCCUCGCGGUAUCGCUCUUCUCAGGGUCCCUAGCGUCCGUUGCAGCUGUCGUUGGUAAACAAGAAGAUACUGGCGUGGAAACCCUUUCCCUUGACGAGCUGUACGAACUCGCCAUCGCCGAAGGGGGUCAACUCGUCGUCAGGGCCGGUGGCGAUGAGAAGGACCAACAGGACGCUGUCGUCCAAGCUUUCCAGGAGAAAUUCCCGAAGAUCAACAUCACCCUUACUGUCGACCUGUCAAAGUAUCAUGACGGUGUCAUCGACCGAUCGCUGAACCAGACCGGGUUAGCAGGGACAGACGUUGCUCAUCUGCAGACACUCCACGACUUCAUCAGGUGGAAGGAAGAAGGACGUCUCCUCGCAUAUAAGCCAGCAGGAUGGGAUCAGAUUCCAGACAACAUCAAGGACGCUGACAAUGCCACCUAUGUAGGAAUCGCGUACUACUUGUUCGCCAACAACGUUGCCACGGCUAAAACCAACGUGUCUGAGGCGCCUACUGAGUUCCUGGACUACCUGGAUUCCAAAUGGGCGGGAAAGAUCGUGUCAACAUAUCCCAACGACGACGACGCGGUCCUUUUCCAGUUCUACAAGAUUCAGCAAACACACGGCUGGGACGCAAUCAACAGCUUCAUCGCGCAAGACAUCCAGUGGGUCCGUGGAACCGCCACUCCCGCCGCCCUCCUCUUGGCCGAUAAUGAUCGCGUCGUGUCAUUUACCACUGGCACUGGUUUCACAAACGGUAGUUCUGGGCUGUUCCAGCAGUUGCCAGGGAACGACUUUAGUCAUAUCAUUAUUUGGCCUCAGCGGGCCGCUAUAUUCGAGACAGCAGAACACCCUAAUGCUGCGAAGCUCUACCUAAACUGGCUCCUCUCUGAGGAACACCAGGCCGACCUCGGUGGAUGGAGUGUGCGCAAUGAUGUUGCACAACAAGAAGGUCUCAAGGCUUUAUCCGAAUAUAGCGGACAGUUGGACCCAGCCGCCUUUGAGCGAUUUAUGGUCGACCGCGCUCUUGUUGAACGUUAUCGAUUCCAGUUCGAGCAGCUGAUCGGCACGGCACAGGGUCUUAGUCCGCUAGAAGAUGACCUGUAGUGAGGUACUUUGGUAUAUCCUAGAAAUAUAAACCGAAAGUAAUUGCCAAAAUCCUGAACAUUGUGGAUUAGCACUGAAAAGGACUUUGAGAGUCAAUUGGCAACAGGAGGAUCG
This is a messenger RNA of Desarmillaria tabescens, 1319 nucleotides long. RefSeq lists its product as uncharacterized. Gene Ontology annotation, cellular component: outer membrane-bounded periplasmic space. Gene Ontology annotation, molecular function: thiamine binding; thiamine pyrophosphate binding. Gene Ontology annotation, biological process: thiamine transport. Bases 99 to 1205 code for a protein of 368 amino acids. NCBI's taxonomy places the organism in Eukaryota, Fungi, Basidiomycota, Agaricomycetes, Agaricales, Physalacriaceae. The record is from RefSeq and is a predicted model, not a curated record. The transcript is spliced from 6 exons.